GGAUCUCCACACUCUUCACUUUCCUUUCUUCUUUUUUAUUUUCUCUGACAAUGAGUGUUCGCUACUGAUUCAGCAGAAGAAGAUGGGGGCAGAGUCACAAAUUCCACGAAGCUUAAUCCACAGAAUCUACGCUCCAUUUGCUAACGAAUUUCCUUUUGCAGCGCCCAUCUCCUCCUCCAGAACAGAUGAACGCGAACUCGUGCGAGGUGUUCUACGAAUGCUGCAAGGGUUUUCUUGUUCCCUGUUCUCUUGGGAUAACACUUCAAACAGUUUCCGUCCCGAGAGCGGAGUGUACGUGAGUCACCUCUCUCUGAAAAGUCUCCAUUGUCUUCUCAAUCAGUUUAUCCACGCGGCAACGUGUCUCCAAUUGGUUGGGAUUUCACUCAGUAAAGUUGAAACUGCAGUGCCAAAACCUCCUCCUACUUUGGGCGCAUUUGCGUGCUCUGCUUCAGCGUGCCUCAAGCGGUUGCGGAAUAUUGCUCUGAAGGAGGAAACGUCCACGAGCAAUGCCGAUGACAUAACCACUCCAACCUUGUUAGGAUUGGCUAAUUCGUUAUCGAGUCUUUGCUCAGGUGCUGAGUUCCUGUUUCAAGUAGUGCAUCAGGCCAUCCCUGCUGUAUACUUUGAGUUUGGUGUGUCUGUACCUGCAGCAGACCUCGCUGUUCAUGUGCUUGACUAUCUACAUAUGAAGCUUGAUGAAAUGUGUCUUGUUCAAGGUGGUGAGGAGGAAGCUUAUCAGAUGGUGCUUUAUAUGUAUGUUGGAAGCUUGUUGCCAUAUAUUGAGGGUCUCGAUUCCUGGCUUUUUGAAGGAAUUAUUGACGAUCCUUUUGGUGAGAUGUUCUUUUUUACUAAUAAAGAAGUCUCAGUUGAUGGGGCUGAGUUCUGGGAGAAGAGUUAUUUAUUAAGAAUGCUACAGCAUAGCAAGUUAGAUUCAGAAUUAUCUUCCACAAAUCAUGUCAACGAUUCUGUGCCAGCAUCAGAUAACAAGGAAACGGACAGGAGGGGUUCCAUCCCUUUGUCUAGUACAAUUAAAGGAAAAGAGCAUAGCAAUAGAGACCAUCCAGCUUGUCCUCUUUUUAUUAAGGAUUUAACUAGAUCAAUAGUUUCUGCUGGGAAAUCUUUGCAGCUGAUGCGGCAUGUACCUAAUUCUGCAGUGAAUUGUGGCAAAGGAAGUAAUUAUGAGAUUGGAAGCACCAAAUGUUUAAACUAUGGUUUAUAUCCUUUUAAGAGAAUGGCUGGGCUAUCGUUGUCAGAAGUUUUUUCUGUAUCACUAGUUGGACUUAUUGGUCAUGGUGACCAUGUUUGUAAGUACUUUUGGCUAGAUAACUGGUAUGUAAAUGAGGAAAAAACAGAUAAUGAGAAUAAUGAAAAAUUAAUUGCUCCACCUCACUCGGAGAAGACUUGGUAUAAUUUCUUGAUUGAUACAUUAUAUCAGAAAAGAUCAGCUAUUUUGAAACUAAAUUAUGAGGACAUAAAUAAUGACACAAGAGAGCUGGGAGGGGCUACAGUUAUUGAAGACGAAGAGCUUCUCAGGUCAUCCAUAGAAAAUCCAGUUAUUACUGUAUGUCGAACAAGCAUUGGAAAGAAAGGGGAUGCCAUGAAAACAUUAAAUUUAUCUCGAAAGUUCAGCUUGCCUUCAUUAAAUGAUGUGGGUUUAAGAAAGGCUAUAUUUGGUGGAGAAAGAACAGCAUUUUCUGAUAGUGAAGGAACAAACUAUACUUUUGGCUUUCACUUUGGUGAAUCUGAAUACCGCCGCUCACAGGACGAGAGAAAGCUGUUAGAAAUGUUGUUUCCUUUUCCCACAAUUUUGCCUUCGUUUCAGGAUGAUGUUCCUUUGUCAGAGCUCUUGCCUUUUCAGAGAAACAGCAGUCUUAUUUCAAGAGUUCUUCGUUGGAUGCAAAAGGUUGACCUAAGAAUUACUCCGCUUCCUCUGGUUAUUGUGCAGUAUUGUCUCACUGUCUACAUUCAGAAACAGGUGGAUUAUAUUGGAGUGAAUAUGUUGUUAAAGUUGAUGAACGAAUGGAGAUUGAUGGAUGAGCUUGCAGUGUUGAGAGCUAUAUACUUGCUAGGUUCAGGUGAUUUGCUGCAACACUUUUUGACUGUAAUUUUCAAUAAGUUAGAUAAGGGUGAAGCAUGGGAUGAUGAUUUUGAAUUAAACACGAUAUUACAGGAAUCAAUCAGAAAUUCUUCUGAUUGUAUGCUGUUAAGUGCUCCAGAUUCCUUGGUAGUGUCGAUAACCAAAAAUCUUGUUGACAGUGAUGAGGAAGCUAGCACAGCUGGUGUUGUUUUGAGUACUCCCCGUCAAAGUCAUGUCAAUAGCUUUGGAAUUAAUGGCCUUGAUAUGCUCAAAUUCACGUAUAAGGUCCCUUGGCCUCUUGAACUUAUUGCAAAUACAGAGACAAUUAAGAAGUACAACCAGGUGAUGCGGUUCUUGUUGAAGGUCAAGCGUGCAAAAUUUGUACUGGAUAAAGUGCGGAGAUGGAUGUGGAAGGGUAGGGGAUCUGCUACAAACAACAGAAAGUAUCAUUGGUUAGUGGAGCAGAAACUCCUUCAUUUUGUGGAUGCAUUUCACCAAUAUGUGAUGGAUCGGGUAUAUCACAGUGCAUGGCGUGAACUAUGUGAAGGUAUGACUGCAGCAAAAUCUCUGGAUGAAGUCAUUGAAGUCCAUGAGUCUUACAUAUUAUCAAUUCAGCGGCAGUGCUUUGUGGUUCCUGAUAAGCUGGGGGCUCUUAUUGCCAGCCGCGUCAACAACAUCCUUGGCAUAGCUUUAGACUUUUAUAACAUACAACAGACAUUAAGUAGCGGUGGAGCUGUUUCUGCAAUCAAAGCUAGGUGUGAGAUGGAAGUGGACCGGAUAGAGAAACAGUUUGAUGAUUGCAUUGCUUUCUUACUUAGGGUUUUAUCGUUCAAACUAAAUGUCGGGCACUUCCCUCAUUUGGCUGAUUUGGUGACCAGAAUUAACUACAACUAUUUCUACAUGUCUGCUAAUGGAAAUUUGAUGACUGCCUCCAGUUCUGGAAGUGUUACUUCAAGGUUGGGGAAGAACCCUGGGUAAAUUGUUUGAUCUUAUGGUGGAUUGUGAUAACUUUAAUCUGAAAAUGAGAAUAGUUUGCACCUGCUUUCAUGUUGUAAAGUAUUUUGAGAGAGAAUAUCUUCCAUUUGCUUGGUCUUUGAGCUUAGUGGAGGGGGAACAAUUGAAGGCAGUUGUUACUUGUUAUCCGUGUUGCCUGUAAAUGCAGGGCCACUUGUCUGGCAGCUUGCCUGAGUGUAUAGUAAGAUAUAAUUUUAAAUUGUAUGUCACCAACAUAGGAUCAACUCCUACUUUUGUCUGUUUGUGUAAGCCUGCGCCGAGUUCUCUCUGUCUGGUAUGUUUCGUUUAAUUUAUUUUAAUUGUCAGAUUUUAAAAGCCUUUUGAAAAUAAUUAUUGAAUCUUACUAAUAAGUGUCUUAAUGGUCUAAUUAAGGAAUUAAUAAUAGGAAGAUUUUAUUAGAAAUUGUGUUGGAUUGGGUGCAUUGAAGAAAAUCAUGGUAUGUAUUAAUAUUUUUUUAGUAUAAACAUUUUACUUUUGAUCUUUUAACUAGUGUUUAAAAAGUAAUUACAUUUGUUGUAAUUGUCAGAUUUAAAAAUAUUCUCAACUAAGCAUGAUUAAGUCGUGCCAGAAGAUUCAACACAAACGUCCAAGGAUGACAACUGUCAAAGUUCUUGAUUUUUGAUGGAGAUCAUGGUUGGCUUCAUUCAAAACAGUGGUCCAGGGUUAUAAGCAUUUAAAAGCGCAUCCCCAGAAUGAACAACUCUGAUAUAAGACCAUAUAAGGCACAAUUCUGGCAUUGAAUGAACGACAGCCGCACAAUAGUAGAAAUUUAGACCACGACUAAACACAAGAAAUCGAAGACAGCGAUGUCAUGAAAUUCCCAAUGAGUAUGACAAUGGUGUAAUGGUUCUUGGCCAUUAUAAUCUCCAAAGCAUACAUGAUGCUCUAGAUCCCUGAAUUCUUGCCAACGACUGUUCAUAAAUGCAAAUAAUUAGAAAUUCAAAAUACUCCAUAAGUAGUUUUUUUUUAAAUUAUUCAAAUGUUUUAAAAAUACAAACUUGAUAGGUAAUUGAAAAUGUUGAAAGCAAAUACUUGGUUGUGGAUUUAAGGAUUUUUUCCCCCUGGAAUUUCCACUGAUUUGUUAUACUCGUCAAAACAGGGGAAAACGGCAAAAGAAAAGAUGGAGGGUCCUAAUUCUUGAGUCAUUUGAAUUGGAGUAGUGUCUGUUGUUACUCAUUUAAAUAAUAUAUUUUUGUUAGGCAAAUUAAAUUUAAAAUAUUUUAGAUAAAAAUGUCACAAUAAAAGAGUGACAAAGAAGAGAAGAUAAGAGAGUGAAAAAAAGAGACUCUUGUUGGGUGUGUGGACCAGAACCAUCUUGAGAAGGGAUGAAGCCAAAGUAUUCUGGAAUGAGAUGUUGACGCACUUGUGUGGAAUUAAAAGAGUUUCUACCGUAUUGUUAAGGUUGUUCACUCAUGGCUCCAUACAGUACCCGGACUCCUGAAAAAGCUUUUGGAUGUUGUUUUGAAAAGGGCUUCUCGAGAAAAGGGUAAGCACUUUUCUCUCUAAAGAUUCCACUUUUCUGAUUGUUUUUUGCCUUUCCUUUCGUCCUUUUACUGUUCCUCGGGGUUCCUCAACUCAGUCAGGUAAUAAUAAUAAUAUACCGCUAGUUAAGUUAACCCUUCCAAGUUCCAUCAAAACCAGGGGUGUCAAAAAAAAAAAAAAAAAAAA
This is a messenger RNA of Cajanus cajan (pigeon pea), 4759 nucleotides long. RefSeq lists its product as uncharacterized. Gene Ontology annotation, cellular component: microtubule organizing center; spindle pole; gamma-tubulin complex. Gene Ontology annotation, biological process: mitotic cell cycle; spindle assembly; cytoplasmic microtubule organization. The record is from RefSeq and is a predicted model, not a curated record. NCBI's taxonomy places the organism in Eukaryota, Viridiplantae, Streptophyta, Magnoliopsida, Fabales, Fabaceae. Gene Ontology annotation, molecular function: gamma-tubulin binding; microtubule minus-end binding.